GGUGGAGCCAUCAGAAGCCCAAACCCACAGGCAGACGGAGGCAGUGUUUCACCCGCGGCCUCAGCACCAGCACCUAUGUUUAAGUGUUGACUCUUGAUAUACAAAACCACGAUAAUUCCUUCCCCAAAGGCAAGCAGCCCCCCAGCCCCGCGCAGCCCCAGCCUGCCUCCCACCGCCCAGCUGCCCGCGAUGCCCUCCAGCGGCCCCGGGGACACCAGCAGCUCCGCCCUGGAGCGGGAGGAGGACCGCAAGGAGGGAGAAGAGCCGGAGGAAUCCCGCGGCAAGGAGGAGCGGCAGGAGCCCGGCACGACCACGCGGAAGGUGGGGCGGCCUGGGAGGAAGCGCAAGCACCCUCCGGUGGAAAGCAGUGACACACCGAAAGACCCGCCGGUGACCUCCAAGUCCCCGUCCAUGGCCCAGGACUCAGGCUCCUCAGAGCUGUUACCCAAUGGGGACUUGGAGAAACGGAGUGAUCCCCAGCCAGAAGAGGGGAGCCCGGCUGGGGGACAGAAGGGCAGGGCCCCAGCGGAGGGAGAAGGGACAGCCGAGACCCCACCAGAAGCCUCUCGGGCAGUAGAGAAUGGCUGCUGCACCCCAAAGGACGGCCGAGGAGCCCCUGCAGAGGAGGGCAAAGAGCAGAAGGAGACCAACAUCGAGUCCAUGAAAAUGGAGGGCUCCCGGGGCCGGCUGCGGGGUGGCUUGGGCUGGGAAUCGAGCCUCCGACAGCGGCCCAUGCCACGGCUCACCUUCCAGGCGGGGGACCCCUACUACAUCAGCAAGCGCAAACGGGACGAGUGGCUGGCACGCUGGAAAAGGGAGGCCGAGAAGAAAGCCAAGGUUAUUGCAGUAAUGAAUGCUGUGGAAGAAAACCAGGGAUCUGGGGAAUCUCAGAAGGUGGAGGAGGCCAGCCCUCCCGCCGUGCAGCAGCCCACUGACCCCGCAUCGCCCACUGUGGCCACAACGCCUGAGCCUGUGGGGGCCGACACAGGAGACAAAAAUGCCACCAAAGCAGCUGAUGACGAGCCAGAGUAUGAGGAUGGCCGGGGCUUUGGCAUUGGGGAGCUCGUGUGGGGAAAACUGCGGGGCUUCUCCUGGUGGCCAGGCCGCAUUGUGUCUUGGUGGAUGACUGGCCGAAGCCGAGCAGCCGAAGGCACCCGCUGGGUCAUGUGGUUCGGAGACGGGAAGUUCUCAGUGGUGUGUGUUGAGAAGCUGAUGCCGCUGAGCUCCUUCUGCAGUGCAUUCCACCAGGCCACCUACAACAAGCAGCCCAUGUACCGCAAAGCCAUCUACGAAGUCUUGCAGGUGGCCAGCAGCCGAGCUGGGAAGCUGUUCCCAGCGUGUCAUGACAGUGACGAGAGUGACACUGCCAAGGCUGUGGAGGUGCAGAACAAACAGAUGAUAGAAUGGGCCCUUGGGGGUUUCCAGCCCUCUGGCCCUAAGGGCCUGGAGCCACCAGAAGAGGAGAAGAAUCCCUAUAAAGAAGUUUACACAGACAUGUGGGUGGAACCUGAGGCAGCUGCCUAUGCACCGCCCCCACCAGCCAAAAAACCCCGGAAGAGCACAACAGAGAAGCCCAAGGUCAAGGAGAUCAUCGAUGAACGCACAAGAGAGCGGCUGGUGUACGAGGUGAGGCAGAAGUGCCGGAACAUCGAGGACAUCUGCAUCUCCUGUGGGAGCCUCAACGUCACCCUGGAACACCCUCUUUUCAUUGGAGGAAUGUGCCAAAAUUGCAAGAACUGCUUCCUGGAGUGUGCGUACCAGUACGAUGACGACGGCUAUCAGUCCUACUGCACCAUCUGCUGUGGGGGUCGUGAGGUGCUCAUGUGUGGGAACAACAACUGCUGCAGGUGCUUUUGUGUGGAGUGUGUGGAUCUCUUGGUGGGGCCGGGGGCUGCCCAGGCAGCCAUUAAAGAAGACCCCUGGAACUGCUACAUGUGUGGGCACAAGGGCACCUAUGGGUUGCUGCGGCGACGGGACGACUGGCCCUCUCGACUCCAGAUGUUCUUCGCCAACAACCACGACCAGGAAUUUGACCCUCCAAAGGUUUACCCACCUGUCCCAGCUGAGAAGAGGAAGCCCAUCCGGGUGCUGUCCCUUUUUGACGGAAUUGCUACAGGGCUUCUGGUGCUGAAGGACUUGGGCAUCCAGGUGGACCGCUACAUUGCCUCGGAGGUGUGCGAGGACUCCAUCACGGUGGGCAUGGUGCGGCACCAGGGGAAGAUCAUGUACGUCGGCGACGUCCGCAGCGUCACCCAGAAGCAUAUCCAGGAGUGGGGCCCAUUCGAUCUGGUGAUUGGGGGCAGUCCCUGCAAUGAUCUCUCCAUCGUCAACCCUGCCCGCAAGGGACUCUACGAGGGCACUGGCCGGCUCUUCUUUGAGUUCUACCGCCUCCUGCAUGAUGCGCGGCCCAAGGAGGGAGAUGACCGCCCCUUCUUCUGGCUCUUUGAGAAUGUGGUGGCCAUGGGCGUUAGUGACAAGCGGGACAUCUCGCGAUUUCUCGAGUCCAACCCUGUGAUGAUUGAUGCCAAAGAAGUGUCAGCUGCACACAGGGCCCGCUAUUUCUGGGGUAACCUUCCUGGGAUGAACAGGCCGUUGGCAUCCACUAUGAAUGAUAAGCUGGAGCUGCAGGAGUGUCUGGAGCAUGGCAGAAUAGCCAAGUUCAGCAAAGUAAGGACCAUUACUACUCGGUCAAACUCCAUAAAGCAGGGCAAAGACCAGCAUUUCCCUGUCUUCAUGAAUGAGAAGGAGGACAUCUUAUGGUGCACUGAAAUGGAAAGGGUGUUUGGCUUCCCUGUCCAUUAUACUGAUGUCUCCAACAUGAGCCGCUUGGCGAGGCAGAGACUGCUGGGCCGGUCAUGGAGCGUGCCAGUCAUCCGCCACCUCUUCGCUCCGCUGAAGGAGUACUUUGCUUGUGUGUAAGGGACAUGAGGGCAAACUGAGGUAGUGACAAAAAG
Elephantulus edwardii (Cape elephant shrew) is the source of this 2954-nucleotide messenger RNA. It is a transcript of the gene DNMT3A, whose product is annotated as DNA (cytosine-5-)-methyltransferase 3 alpha. Gene Ontology annotation, molecular function: DNA (cytosine-5-)-methyltransferase activity. The coding region runs from base 190 to 2919 and encodes 909 amino acids. Lineage: Eukaryota; Metazoa; Chordata; Mammalia; Macroscelidea; Macroscelididae. The record is from RefSeq and is a predicted model, not a curated record. Gene Ontology annotation, biological process: negative regulation of DNA-templated transcription. Gene Ontology annotation, cellular component: nucleus; cytoplasm. The transcript has 22 exons.